UGCGCAUGCUUUAUUUCUUCUUCCUGUUCGUCGACCAUCGUAAAAUUCAUCUAAUCUAGACCUAAAAGUGACAAAGCGGGAAUGUAUAAAAAUACAUCGAGAUAUUUUAAACACCAGAUUCACUUGACAUCAAGUAACAUCUAAUCUAAAGCCUCAACACAUUCUGGUUAGUUAAGAAAAAUCAAAAUGAAGGCAAACAGGGGUAGAGAAAGAAAAAGUCGACUGAAAAGAACUAGAUCAACCACUAUGAUUGAGAUUGUCAAACCUCCUGCAGACUCAAGAGGCUACAGGGUCGUCAUAUUACCUAAUGGGAUAACUGCUAUGCUAAUCUCAGAAGCGUCUGACUUUAAACAAGAGGGCAUCAAAAAUGCAGACACUGAUAGUGAUCAUUACAUUGAAGAUGGAGAGGCUGCUGCAGCUUUGUGUAUUGGAAUUGGCAGCUUUUCAGACUUGCCAGAAAUACCAGGCUUUGCUCAUUUUAUGGAACACAUGGUGUUUAUGGGAAGUAAGAAAUUUCCCAAAGAAAACUAUUGGGAUGAUUUCUUGGCACAGAAUGGUGGAGACUCAAAUGCAUGGACAGAUUGUGAACGGACUUGCUUCUUUUUUGUUUGCCAACAAAGCUCUUUUUUGAAAGCAUUGGAUAUUUUUGCUCAUUUUUUCAUUAGUCCUCUAUUUAACAAGCAGUCAGUGGACAAAGAAAUAAUGGCAGUUGACAAUGAGUUUCAGAUGGUGGCCAGCAAUGACAAUGAGAGAAUGAGAAGUGUGAUAUCUUAUGAACUUGUGGAGCCUGGACAUGUGCUGGGCAAGUUUAUGGCAGGCAACAAAAAGUCCCUGAAAGAUGACCCCGAGAGGAACAAUAUCAAUGUUUAUGAACAGCUUCACACUUUCUAUAAUAGAAUGUACUCUGCUCAUUACAUGACCCUAGCUGUCCAUUCUAUUGAAGAUCUUGAUUCAAUGGAGCAUCAAGUUAUUAAAAUAUUUUCAAACAUUCCCAACAAUCAUAUACCACGCCCUAAAUUUAUCAAGCCACCUUUCCAGGAGAAAAAAUUGAAUGCGCUUGUAAGAGUGGUGCCUAUAGCUGAUGUACACAAAAUGGAAAUAGUCUGGGCCCUGCCACCACUGAUGGAGCAUUACAGAGCAAGAGUUAUUGAGUAUCUGUCUCUACUGCUGGGUCAUGAGGCUGCAGGAAGUAUUCUCUCAGUUUUACAUAGAAAACAUUUAGCCUUAGAGUUAUCUGGUGGCAAUGACAUGACAGGAUAUACCCACAAUUCCACAUGGUCAGCAUUCAUUAUCUCUGUCAAACUCACAGAGCUGGGAAUCAGUCAAUUUGAACAGGUUUUGGAGAUAAUAUUUCAGUACAUCAAACUUCUGAAGGUUUCACUUCCGGGACAUGUAUUUGAAGAGCAGAAACAUAUACAAGAAACUAAAUACAUCUUUAAAGAGCAGGAAUCUAUUUAUAGUUAUGUAGAAGAACUGGCAGAAAACAUGCACCUGUUCCCACCAGAGCAUUAUCUUUGCGGUAGAGAUCUUUUCUUUGAAUACAAUGAACAGCUAAUCAGAGAUUGCCUUGACUUUUUGCGUCCUCGGGGAAUGUUGGUCAUGCUGUUUAAUAAGGACUAUCAGUCACUUCCAAGUCAGAGUGUGGAGCCUUGGCUGGGUACCAAGUACAUGGUGAAAAGUAUAGAUGAUAAUCUGAUACAGCAAUUGGAAAAUGUGAAACUCAACCCUGACUUGAAUGUUCCCAUUCCAAAUCCAUAUAUUGCUACAGAUUUUGGGUUGAAGAAAAUAAAAAAGGCAACAAAGUUUCCUGUAGUUGUGAUGAAUGAGCCAGGCAUCAGGAUCUGGUACAAGAAAGAUAACAAGUACCACAUGCCCACAGCUUAUAUUUACUUUCACUUUAUCAGUUCAGCAAUCUCCAGGAAUCCAGUAAAUGUUGCUUUAGGUGAUGUGUAUCUAACUCUGCUACUACAAAUGCUUACUGAGACAUUGUACAAUGCCACCUUGGCAGGUUUUGAGUAUUCAAUUGAAGGUACCCCUGAAGGAAUUAUAUUUAUACUUGGUGGAUACAGUGAGAAAAUCAAGCUUGUUGUUACUGACACAGUCAAAGUGUUUCUGGACUUCCAGCCCAAUGAAGACAGCUUUGAUUCCGUUUUAACUCAUCUUAAACAAGUAUAUGUCAAUGAGUUAAUCAAACCAGUAGAGCUGGCCAGAGCAGUGAGAUAUUCUGUGUUGGAGCUGAAAGAUCCAUCAUUACAGCAGAGGUAUCAGCAUAUGCACAACAUUUCCUACCCCAUGCUGCUGGAUUUCAUUGAGGAGUUUUACAGUUCCUUGUUCAUAGAAGGUUUUGUCACAGGAAAUGUCCUACCUCAAGAAGCCAUUGAUGUUGGAAAAAUGGCUUUUCAAAUUAUCAGGCAUCCAUUGAGUAGUGAUUCUUUACCCAAGCCCAACAUGAUGGAGCUUCCUGUUGGGGAUUUUAAAAUUUUUCUUUCUGCUAUCAACAAAGAGGACACCAACUCCUGUGUAGUUCAUUACUUCCAAUUAGGUUUAGGCAAUGUCUAUAACAUCUGUCUGAAUGACUUAUUAUAUGCUGCUAUGAAUGAGCCUUUGUUCAAUGUUUUGAGAACUGAGUAUCAGCUGGGAUAUAGUGUCUACUGUCAGCCAACUAUAACACAUGGCAUUCUGGGAUUUCUAAUAGCUGUUGAGAGCCAGGCUAAUAAGUUCAGUAUGAAAUCUAUUGAUGAACUCAUGACCAAGUUCUUAGUGGAUUUUGAAAAGACUUUGUCAGAUACUCCAGAUGAACAAUUCAAUGAAAUGGUAAGAACUCAAAGUUCAAUCCGUGCUGCUGAAGAUGCUGACAUGUAUGAUGAGUCUAAUAACUUUUGGCAAGAGAUUGUCAAACAGAGUUAUUGUUUUGAAAGGGUCAAGUUAGAGUAUGAUGCUAUGCAGCAUAUCAAUAAGGCUAGUGUAAUGAGCUGGUUAAAAAAUCUUGUUGGUGAUAACAAGCGAAAAUUAUCAAUUAUGGUGGAAGGCUGUUGUCAUUCUACUGUGGAAGCACCUCCUCCGCCACCAACCUCUUUGUUGGAUAGUCCACUGAAAGGCAUACGGUCUCUCAUCCAGGACUUGAAAAACAAUAAAACCUCAGGGUCCAAGCUGCCCAGUACACUGAAUGAGUUAACUAAAUGUCAGAACCUCCUGGAGGUCCAUCACUUUGGUGAGAACUAUAUAGCCAACCUGGCUGACUUUAAGCUACAUCUCAAGACAUUACCUUAUCACAUCAUUAACAAGUGAUUAGUGUCAUAACUCCAACCUGAUCAACACACUCUGCAAACAUCUUAGGUCUGUUGUGCAAUGUAUUACAUUCUAGUCUCAAAAGAUAAGAAUUUCUCAUGACUAAAAUAACUGUGAUAUGUACUGCUAGUCUUUCAUAAACAAAUGUUCACUUGAUGCCUUAGUGCUGAUGUUUCAUUUUUUAUUUUUUUUUACUUUAUAAGGGUUGUGUUAUAACAAAAAACAUUUGACUAAAUGGAGAUUGGUCUAAGUUUUAUUAAUCAACUGUCAAUAUAUAAAUGUAAAUCUUUUAUUUGAUGAUUGAAGUAAAUAAAACAUGUUGAAACAAACCUAGUUACUUAUAUAAUAUCACAUAAGAAUCAUUUUUAGUUCUAUUUGAUUUCAAUAGUAAAUUCACAGAAUUUAUAUUUAUUAUUAGUUCAUUGUAUUUAAUUUUAUCCAUUGUAUUAGUUUAUCCACUCCAACGAACAGUUCUCACAAAUUUUCCACUGUUUGCAAUAAUUUUGAAUACUAGUGACAUCAUUUGAAAUCCCAUUGAACAAUUACAGUUAUAAAUAUAUGUAGUGACUGUAACCGUAUUUCAUUUCUUUACAUUGUUCAAAUUGUAAGAUUUUUUAUUAUUUUCUAAAGUAAACAGAAGUUCCAAAAUUAUAACGACAGACACACACAUGCAGAUUGAAAUUUACCUCAAAUUUUCUUUUUUUGAAAUUUCUACUUAUUUUAUCUUAAUAUAAUUAGUAGACAUAAUUUUUUAUAUGAAAUUACAACUUAUCUGUAAAAGUCAAUUGCAGUCUAUUAUGUAUAUUGGUACAAUAAAGAAAGAAAACAAUAUUUUAUAACAGUCUAUUAAUAAUCAAUAUUUUUUUUAAUUUUCUCUCAAUACACUAUUUGAAUUCUUUUAAGAACUACAGUUUCACAUUUGGACUAAAACGUUUGCCCCUAUUCUACAUUAUUCAAAGGGCCAUUAUCACACAAGUAUCAAGCAUAUAUUUCUCUGCAAUGGACAAUCUGGGUUUCACUCAGACAAAAACCAAUUUCAUAUGAUGAGGACUGUCAGUCAAAAUGUAUGUUGUUAUAACCUAAUUAGGAGGUGCGGUGGCUAACUGGUAAAGCACUUGGAUUCUAAACCAGGGUUCAAGGUUCAAAUCCUGGGAUUUUUAAUUUCUGUAUCUUUGGGUGCCUCUGAGUCCACCCAGCUCUAAUGGGUACCUGACAUUAAUUAGGGAAAAGUAAAGGCAUUUGGUUGUUGUGCUGACCACAAUGAUACCCUCGUAAACUGUAGGCCACAGAAAUGGGCGACCUUUACAUCAUCUGCCUUAUAGACCACAAGGUCUAAAGGGGAACUUGACUUUUUAUGACUUAAAAUGAAAACAGUUGUAAAUUUGGUAUUUUUAACCAUUUUGAUUUUUGGAUUACAUCCCUUUACAAACAUACCUAAGAUUUCUCUGUGAUUGUCUUUAAAGAAUCUUAUAACCUGAUUAUUUAAAAGAUUGUGCAAGUUUACAUUAGUUGUGUACAAGUGUGCUUGAAAUCCAGCACAUAAAAACCUAUGGAUAUAAUGAAAAGAAAAACUUAGCUAACAUCUUCCGUAAGAAAAGUAAUGAGUAUAAUGUAGCUAGAAUCUAAUUCAUUAAAAGCUAAAAAAAAAUUGUCAUAUGUACCCAUUAGUCUGCAUAAAUCUCUUGAUCUCUGAUUCAUAUUUAUUUGUAUCUAUAUCACUGUGUGUUAGAUCUUCUUUAUCCCACCCUUAUCUUUAUUUUUACUGCUGAAGUUCAGUAAUAACAGCUUUUACCAAAGAUCCCCUUCCUUCAAAAAAAAUUGUUAGCUUUUUUUAAAAGUUUUUUUGUAACAAAUUUGUGCUUUUUCAGUUUCUCUGAACAUAUUGUCACAAGUUUUGUUGAAUCUCUUCUGAUAUAAAUGAAAUUAUAAAAGCUUUUGUAAAGACAAUCAGGUCCCUCAUUAUUCAAAGGAGUUAUAUAACAUCAGCCCCAAAAUUGUAUUAUACUCAUACUUCCUAGGGUGACUAUAAGGAGCUUUGAAGUUUCCCUUUCAUAGAUAUUUCUUUUAACUCUUGUUACAGAGCAUUUCAUGAAGUCAUCCUAGAUAAGGUAUGAAAUGUCAAGGGGACUGUGAAUAUUGAUAAGUAAAAUGUUAAUUGCUAAUGACAUGAUAAAAUGAAUUUUAGAAGUCUUAAGAAAAAAAAAAGAACAAAGAAUUAUUUAGAAAUAAAACAUUGUUCAUUGUUAGUUACACUGUCAUGAUAGCAAAAACUAUAUUUACCUUUAGAAACAAACAAUAUAUACAAAUUACAAAUAAAUAAUAGUCAUGUUUGUAUUAUGCUAUUUUCACAUUGUUUUUUAUAUAAAACAUGCUAUUGUUAAAAAAACCCCUUGUUCUUAAUAAAUUUUCUCUUUUGGACUUCACAUAAAACACUUGAAAAACAAUUUAAUCUUUGGAAAAAUGAAGCUAAUUAAAUUAUUAAAUAAUUAAAUUUUAUAUAUAUACACUUAAAAAAGAAAAGAUAUGUAGAAAUUUGAAUGUUAACAAGAUGUAAAUUGCAAACAAGAUGUUCAUUAGCUUUAGGUGUUCAUUGAUUCACAUGAAGUAAUAUUGAUAUGAUCAAUAGCAUUUAGUAUUCCUUUCUUAAGUCAUAAGCAAUAAUGCUGACAAAAUUAAAACAUAAAUAUCACUUGUUUCAAAAUAACACUUUUCAAAUUAAUUAUAUAUAAUAUAUAUAUAUAUAUAUAUAUAAUAAAAAUAAUACAAUAAUUACAAAUAACAAUAUAUAAUGGGAGCAAAGAAUUUGUGAUAGGUCACAAAAUAUACAUUCAUACCCCAGUUUUAAACAUUAAAUGUAACAACAGUAAGUUAGAUUUUGUUCAAUGAUUUAAAAGCCAUAGCAUGUGAUCAGUGUCUUCUUUUAUAUGGUCUUUGUGACUUUGAUGCUUAAAAAUUUUAUAGCUUUCUAUCUUCUAUCUCAAAUAGGUGUUCAAGUGCAGUUUGUUUGUUGCCUAUGAUCGCACAGCAGCAUUUAGAAUUUUAUGAAGUCUAUAUGCAUAAAUACAUACAGUUUAAUAGUAAAAGUAAAAGAUAGGCUAUAAAAAAAUGUAUACAGUAAAAUAUCUGAAUUGAAUACAAUUCAAUAAAAUACUGCUGCAGAUUAAAAAAUUGAAUGGCCAGAAUUCUUUUGUAAUGCUACUGGAAAACAAAAGGGCCUUAGUUUUCAUUAGUCUUAUCCACUAAAUGAAAAAAAUGUGUAAACACUGAGAUAGUGAUAGUUCAGAUAUUGUAACAAAAUAAAAUAAUUAGUUAAAGAAUUUCAUGUUAUAGAGACAUACUCUUCAAUAAAAAAUACUACAAAACUUUU
Biomphalaria glabrata is the source of this 6655-nucleotide messenger RNA. Its product is annotated as nardilysin-like. The coding region runs from base 187 to 3288 and encodes 1033 amino acids. Lineage: Eukaryota; Metazoa; Mollusca; Gastropoda; Planorbidae. The transcript has 33 exons. The record is from RefSeq and is a predicted model, not a curated record. Gene Ontology annotation, biological process: proteolysis. Gene Ontology annotation, molecular function: metal ion binding; metalloendopeptidase activity.